Molecule: messenger RNA, 3665 nt
Organism: Megalops cyprinoides (Indo-Pacific tarpon)
Lineage: Eukaryota; Metazoa; Chordata; Actinopteri; Elopiformes; Megalopidae
Gene: ift88
Product: intraflagellar transport 88 homolog
Exons: 29
Coding region: 51-2657 (868 amino acids)
Biological process (GO): kidney development; non-motile cilium assembly; intraciliary transport
Cellular component (GO): ciliary base; centriole; non-motile cilium
Molecular function (GO): kinesin binding
Source: RefSeq, a predicted model, not a curated record
CAGCUUCCAUGGAUUUGUGCGUGUCAACAAAUUGAUACCAGAAAAAAAUUAUGAUGGAGCAUGUACAUCUAGCGGCUGAAGAAGAAGACGAUCUGUAUUCUGGUUACAAUGAUUACAAUCCUACAUUUGACGCCGAGGAGCUGGACAAUGAUGCUGGCUUUCAACAGGCUGUCAGGACAAGCCAUGGAAGACGGCCCCCAAUGACUGCCAAAUUUCCUGGUACAGCUGUUGGGGGACGGGCCUUGGGUACCUCAUUUGGGUCAAGGGUACCUAUGGCCUCCUCUAUGGGUCGACCAAUGACAGGUGCUGUGCAGGAGGGAACAGCUCGGCCUAUGACCGCGGUGCGAGCAGCCGGGUACUCCUCAGCUGUGGCCAGAGGCUCUGCAUUUGACCCAUUGGGCCAGUCCAAAGGACCCGCACCUCCCUUAGAAACAAAAAAUGAGGACACGCCUGAAGAGAAGAUGAAGAUUCUGGAGAGGAAGGUGAACGACCUGAUCGAGGAGAGCUGUAUGGCUCACGGUCGUGGUGAUCUUCAGCUGUCGCUGGAAAAAGCCAAAGAAGCAGGGCGGAAGGAGAGGGCACUGGUGAGACAGAGGGAGCAGACAGGCACGGCUGACCACAUCAACCUCGACCUCACCUAUUCUGUUCUGUUUAAUUUAGCCAACCAGUACGCCAACAACGACAUGUACCCAGAGGCCCUGAAUACCUACCAGGUCAUUGUGAAGAAUAAGAUGUUCAGCAAUGCAGGACUGUUAAAAGUGAAUAUGGCAAAUAUUUACUUCAAACAAAAGAACUACCCAAAAGCCAUCAAAUUUUACCGCAUGGCUCUGGACCAGAUUUCAAAUGCCCACAAGGAGCUUCGCAUAAAAAUCAUGCAGAACAUUGCGGUGGUGUUCAUACGGAUCGGAAAGUACUCAGAUGCAAUCACCUCGCUGGAGCACAUCAUGAGCGAGAGCCCCAACAUAAAGACAGGGUACAACCUCAUCCUGUGCUACUACGCCAUCGGGGACCGAGACAGGAUGAAGAAGGCCUUCCAGAAACUCAUCUCCGUCCCGCUGGGCAUCGAUGAGGAGGACAAGUACAUCUCUCCCAGUGACGACCCACACACCAACCUUGUGAUUGAAGCCAUAAAGAAUGACCAGCUUCACCAAAUGGAAAGAGAAAAGAAGGCGCUGGCAGAGAAGUUCAUCAUGACAGCUGCAAAACUCAUUGCACCGGUCAUCGAAGGAUCAUUCGCAGCAGGGUUCGACUGGUGUGUAGAGAUGGUGAAGACCUCUCAGUAUGUUGAGCUGGCCAACGAUUUAGAAAUUAACAAAGCCAUUACCUACCUGAGACAGAGAGAUUUCAAUCAGGCAGUGGAGACUUUGAAGAUGUUUGAGAAGAAGGACAGCAGAGUGAAAAGUGCUGCAGCCACCAACCUCUCCUUCCUCUACUUUCUGGAGAAGGACUUUGACCAGGCAGACCGCUACGCUGACCUGGCCAUGGCUGCUGACCGAUACAACCCCGCAGCCCUGACCAACAAAGGCAACACCGUGUUUGUGCGGCGGGACUAUGAGAAGGCAGCGGAGUUCUACAAGGAGGCUCUGAGGAAUGAUUCUUCCUGCACGGAGGCCCUGUACAACCUGGGCCUGACCUAUAAGAAGCUGAGUCGGCUAGAGGAGGCCUUGGACUGCUUCCUUAAGCUCCACGCCAUUCUGCGGAACAGCGCCCAAGUCAUGUACCAGAUAGCCAACCUAUAUGAGAUGCUGGAGGACUCUAACCAGGCCAUCGAGUGGCUAAUGCAGCUGAUCAGUGUUGCGCCCACAGAUCCCCAGGCACUGGCCAAGCUGGGGGAGCUGUACGACAGCGAGGGGGACAAGUCCCAGGCCUUCCAGUACUACUAUGAGUCUUAUAGGUAUUUCCCAUCAAACAUGGAUGUGAUAGAGUGGCUGGGAGCGUACUACAUUGACACACAGUUCUGUGAAAAGGCCAUUCAGUAUUUUGAGAGGGCUGCCCUCAUUCAGCCCACGCAGGUGAAGUGGCAACUAAUGGUGGCCAGCUGCUACAGGAGGAGUGGAAACUACCAGAAGUCGCUGGAGACCUACAAAAACAUCCAUCGAAAAUUCCCUGAAAGCGUGGAAUGCCUCCGCUUCCUUGUACGACUCUGCUCUGACAUGGGGCUGAAGGAGGUCCAGGAAUACGCCACCAAGCUCAAGAAGGUGGAGAAGCUGAAGGAGAAGAAGGAGCAGAGGGUGAGGUCUGGCAGGGAGAGCAGUGCGCGGGGGCGAAGGGAGGGCAGUGCCAGCAGUGUGAGCUCCCCAAACAGCACUCCUCCCAAGAGGGCCAACGUGGGCUCCUCUUCCCCGAACAGCACUCCCCCUAUGAAGGCCAACGUCUUUCUUCCUGAGACUAGGCACAGUCCUCUACUGGAGCAGGGCAGAGACAGCGGGCACAGCAGCCAUGGCACCAGUGCCAAGGGAGAGCGGCUGAGCGCCAGGCUGAGGGCCCUGCCCGGGUCUAACGAGCCGUACGAGGCCAGCAGCCAGCGGGACAUAGAUGCCUCCUAUGUGGAUCCCCUGGGCCCCCAGAUGGAGAGGCCUAAGACGGCAGCCAAGAAGCGCACUGAGGAGGAUGAGUUUGCGGAUGAAGAGCUGGGAGACGACCUGCUGCCGGAAUAGCAUAUGACAAUCCGUUUUAUUACCUCACCAAAUCACCCUGAUCUUUCCCCACAUUCUUUAGUGUGUAUUCAUUAGCCUGGUUGCUAUUGUGACUUCUCUAAAGGCUGGAGGCAUUUGUGUUGCACCAAGUAAGCUGGCCUGUUAUUCCAUGGCUUACAUGCAUUUAACAUUCAACUCCAAAAGAACUGUGAUCCUCCCAACUGUACAUGCAGAUCACAUGGAACUUUCAGUAAUUUUUUAAAGGCACUGUGUUUAUAUUAAUAGUUACAUUAUUGGCACUCGUAGGGAAAAAAAAAACAAGUCGAUGAAAAUGAAAAACAGCAGCACAUUCCUGCACACAUGAAGCACUCAGAGGAGAGGUGAAGUGUUUUGGCCCUGACAGGGGUCUUCAGGCAAACACUUGCAGUGUAUGUGCCCUGUAAAGGUACAGCCAAGGAUGUGAUGUGGGAACAGGGGGUGAGCGAGACCUGGAAUGUCGCUGGAUAUUUAAAACCCAGUUCAAUUACCGAUAACCAUUUGAACAGAACAAGUAUAAUGUCACGAGGGACCAAACAUCUGCAUCUUUUUAAAUAAACUAAAUGUUAGCCUUUUUCAAUCUUUAUGGGCACUCAUAUUUAGGCAUCAUUGUCAGUUUGUCAUUUUCAGAAAGACUCUGGAUCUCCAUUUUGACAGCCUGUACAAAACUGAGCUCCCCCCUUCUGUUUCUGGGCCUGACCAGAGUGGGGUUUGUUCCGAGAGCUGGAAACAAAAGGGUCUCUCUUUUCCCAGAAGUGAUUAGAUUUCACUUCUUCAAACUGCGCUGGAAACACCAUCGGUGCUGUGCAGCUGCCCCCCCUGACCCUGGUAAAAAGCUUUCAGCUUUGAUUUCCAUCCAUGAUAUUCCCGAGGCAACUCCAUUCAGAGCAUUUGGAAAGGACGGUUGUUAUGCUGUAAAGGCAUUGUUUUGUAAUAUUUAUAUUUCUCCGUUCCUUUGUACUAUGUUUCAAAGCAGCCAGAUUGAAAACUGAG